AAAUUCAUCAAUAUCAUCUACUUCUGUCCAUCCAUUGAAAAUUGAGGGGAUAUCUAACAAUGAAGGUUGCCCUUCUGGUACAAUUCCAAUCAGGAGGACAAGAACAGGAAUCAGGAAACUGGUGGCUUGCUUAUGGAGAUAAAGGGGAUGAGAAAAUUGGGCACUGGCCAGGUUCUUUGUUCACUAGUUUAUCAAGCUCAGCUGAAGAAAUUUUCCGGGGAGGAGCAACUUCCAGCACCCUCUCUGAAAAUGGUCCUCCAAUGGGAAGUGGUCAUUUUGCAGAGGAAGACCUCACAAAAGGCAGCACAUAUCAAAGAAGUUGGUAUUCUAGAUGAAUCUCACACACAUGGACCUCCUGAUCUCAAACUUCUUCUGUUUGUCACAGACAGUCCCAAGUGUUACAAUACAACACAGUUGCUCCUCUUUACAGGCGUUGAAGGAUAUACCUCUGGUUUCUUCUAAGGGGGACAUUGUUGAAAUUUUGUUCUAUGAAAAGGAAUUAAAGUUCUCUCUUUUUG
Molecule: messenger RNA, 518 nt
Organism: Rubroshorea leprosula
Lineage: Eukaryota; Viridiplantae; Streptophyta; Magnoliopsida; Malvales; Dipterocarpaceae
Source: the annotation of a GenBank genome assembly